This is a messenger RNA of Triticum aestivum (bread wheat), 1096 nucleotides long. NCBI's taxonomy places the organism in Eukaryota, Viridiplantae, Streptophyta, Magnoliopsida, Poales, Poaceae. The record is from RefSeq and is a predicted model, not a curated record.
CCUUGUGCUCACACCUGUUUUCUGCACGGUGCUCUCUAUGUUCACAUGAGGAGAGGAGAAGAACAAUCCCUUCUCCGGCUCUCCAUACCAAUAAAUAUAGUCACAUACUGCUGCAUCGUCUCCAUCUAGUAGUGGAGGAAGAGGAGAAAGGGGUAGCAGUCAGCCAUGGCGGCGGCCAAGCCCAUCCUGUACGGCGCCUGGAUCAGCUCUUGCUCUCACCGUGUCCGGAUCGCUCUCAACCUCAAAGGUGUGGACUAUGAGUAUAAGGCAGUCAAUCCUCGGACAGAUCCAGACUAUGAAAAAAUAAACCCGAUCAAAUACAUACCAGCAUUGGUAGAUGGGGACUUUGUUCUAUCUGAUUCUCUCGCUAUCAUGUUGUAUCUGGAGGAUAAGUAUCCUCAGCAUCCUCUCGUACCUAAAGAUAUCAAAACGAAAGGUCUUGAUCUUCAGAUUGCGAACAUAGUUUGCUCAAGCAUCCAACCUCUCCAAGGCUACGGCGUAAUUGGUUUACAUGAGGGUAGGUUGAGCCCCGAUGAGAGCCUUGAGGUGGUUCAACGUUAUAUUGACAAGGGCUUCAGAGCAAUCGAAAAGCUUUUGGAUGGAUGUGACAGCAAAUAUUGCGUUGGAGAUGAAGUCCAUUUGGGAGAUGUGUGUCUAGCCCCACAGAUCCAUGCCGCCAUCAAUCGCUUCCAGAUUGAUAUGACGAAGUACCCAAUAUUGUCGCGACUUCACGACGCAUACAUGAAAAUUCCGGCAUUUCAAGCUGCACUGCCCCAGAAUCAGCCAGAUGCACCUUCAGCAAAAUAAUCAAGAAAUCAAGCCAGUUACAACUAUAUGCGUGUAAUUUAUGCAAUAAUGAGGAAUGUAGUAGUCUGCAAUUGAAGAACCUCUCAUAAGUCAUAACUUGCUCCCUCCGUCCAGGUGCAUAGGGCAUCUAAUGAAAAUUUAGUAUUCCAAAUAUAUAAGUCACCAUGCGUGGAAGAAGCUCCUCUACAUGCCAUGCCGAGCUGCCGGCCGGGCUCCGGCACCAUGUAAAUUAAUAUUUAUCGAUUCACCACCAGUGAGAUUCAGCAGAAAAAAAAGGUGAUUUGACGAA